Molecule: messenger RNA, 561 nt
Organism: Adineta steineri
Lineage: Eukaryota; Metazoa; Rotifera; Eurotatoria; Adinetida; Adinetidae
Source: the annotation of a GenBank genome assembly
AUGAUGGCAGAAGCAACUGUGAUGCAGUUUCCUGCACGCAUUGAAUGGUUCUGGCAGACAAGAGAUGAGCCACCUAAAUGGUACAGAUAUUCCGAUGUUGAGAACAUUUUGAUUGAAGAAGCUUUUCAAGUUAAACAAGAUCAAGUCAUUUUGGACACAGUUCAAAUUGAUUUUGUCCAUCAGGUGCAAAUCUCCAGUGACAACAACAAUAAUCCGCAAUCAGUACCUGUGAAACGUGAAGUAAAGACCACAAGAGACAAAAUACUAAGAGAAGAUCGAUUUAUACGUAAUCCUAUACAUCCGGAUAUGCCAUUUUGUCAUGCCUCUACUGAUUCAAUUUUUCUCGUUGCAACUAAACAACAGUUAAGUAACAUGUCUUUUAAGAAUAUUGUCGAGACAGCUGCUGAAGGCAUAGCUCAAGAAGGUAAGAAGUUAGGAAGACAGCGUGAAGCUCAAUGGAUGACUAAUGAAUUAUUCAAAGUGAAAAACGGUUCUGUUGAAGAAAUCUGGCGCUGUUGUGCUCGUCUGUACUCAAUGGAAAGUUUUUAUACAAGAAACUAA